This is a messenger RNA of Marchantia polymorpha subsp. ruderalis, 3783 nucleotides long. The record is from the annotation of a GenBank genome assembly. Lineage: Eukaryota; Viridiplantae; Streptophyta; Marchantiopsida; Marchantiales; Marchantiaceae.
GGUGGUGGUCGUCUCUCUGCUCUGCACUCUGCUGCUGCUGCUGCAGCUGCUGCUGGCUGGCUGCUUUCUCCUCACGAACGAAGCGCAGCACAGGACGCUGGUCUCUCUCUUGGUGUGGCUCGGCUGUGCUGUGCGCGAUUGCAAAUUUUCGAUUGCGGGCUCGGUAGAUUGAUUCCUCGCGCGACCGGUCGCUGCUUCCUCAGAUGAUGGAGGAUAGUGGACAGUAGUAGACGAGGACGAAGAAGAGGAAGAAGACGAAGAAGUCGAAGAUUCCCGUCAGGCUUCCUGUGUGAGCGAGUGAGUUAGAGUGUGGUUUUUCGCGUGCCCGACCCUCGGUCUAGCCCACGCUUUUUUCGCGUAGGCAUUUUUCUCCUGUCAAUUCCCGUCGAGUCGAAACUCUAGCUGGCUCAGGCUCAUUGGUCCUGGUUUGGGUUCGGGUCGGGUAGUCUUUCUCGCUCCGACCGGGAGGGAUAGUUUGUAAAUGGAACACUUCUCCUCUCUGCGCUAGCUUCGUUCUUUUGCCACCCUAGAUCUAUCUCUGCAACAGUCUCGCUGUGUCGUCGCUUCCGAACUGUGUAUUACGUAAAACUCUUGCUUAUGUUAAGCCCGUGACAAACGAUUCUGUCACCUUGGCGAUUUUGCUGCCUCUGAUUCAAGCAGCUAAUUGCUCAACCGACUUCUUCGUCCCCUGCGACCUGCAUCUUAGCUCCCCGCAGUACUCAUGUAACUCUCCACUUCAUUGAACCGGCUGUCUUUUCUUCGGAGCGGGGUGUGUUGUUUUGGGACGAAGACUUCGGUUGCCGAAGGACAGCCAUCGACGCUCUCAACGGGCACAUGAAGUUGAAGUUCCGGUGAAACUAGCUGGUUCCAGGGAAUUGCGCGGAGGAUGAGAGUUUCUCUUGGUGGCUUCGCCGGGACAUACUAGAGGGUGGACCAGGUUUGAGGAUCCACGUUUAUUCAACGACGCAGAUAGUUGGACUCAAUGGAUCAAGCCCCCAGGAGCACGUGUAAUGGAAACAAGACAGUAUGUUUCACAGGUUGGAGCUAGGCGGCGCCGGGAGUAUCUCGCAGGAUCAAGGACCAAGAUUGGGUCCCUUUAGAAGGAUAAGGAUUUCACAGGUUGGAGAACAGAGGUUAUUCGAUCUGGCGUGGGUUAGGCACCGUAUGAAGCACAGGAUUCUCAUCAGCUUUAUGAAUGAGGCUUCUCGCAGUAGUUGCUGGACACCGAUUUGACAAAUCGUCAUAGUGAGGAACAUACGAAGGAAAACGUGAAUAUCCCGCAUGCCAGACACAAGGUCAUGGGAAUGUGUCAAAGGAGGUCAACGAGAGAAUGCAACAGGGUGUUACUGUCUGGGACUUUGGUGCUGGUGUUCUUGGCGGGCGCAGUUCACCGCUGCUCUGGGCGUGUACUUUUACAAGAUGGCAACAAAAAGCCACCAGCGUCACCACCUGGUCUGGUUCCUCCACCACAUUCUGCACCAGCACCUCGUGGCAAAACCUCGAACAGUACGAAUUCCACAACUGGUCCGCCUCCACCAGCACCUGUCCUGGACGACCCGCCCUCUUCUAGUCGCGAGCCGCUGUUAUGGGUAUUCCUGAUAGGACCCGCAGCGUUUCUACUUUUCUUACUCUUACUUCUGGUAUCAGCUAUCACAUGCCUUCGCAGAAAGAGGAAAAGAGCAACAGUAAGCCCAUGGAAAGCUGGAAUGAGCGGUCACAUGAGCGGUCAGCUGCAGAAAGCUUUCGUUACAGGGGUACCAUCAAUAAGUAGAGAUGAGUUGGAGACUGCUUGUGAAGACUUCAGCAAUAUUAUCGGUUCCUCGGCAGAGAGCAUCGUCUUUAAGGGGACUCUUACAAAUGGUACCGAGGUUGCUGUCACGAGCAUUCGAAUACCUCCUACAAGCUGGACUCCCAAUACAGAGCUAUAUUUCCGUCGGAAGGUUGAAGCUCUAGCCCGAAUGAAUCAUAGAAAUCUUGUCAACCUGCUGGCAUAUUGUACAGAAGAAGAACCUUUUGAAAGAAUGUUGGUCUUCGAAUAUGCUCCGAAUGGCACUCUUUAUGAACACCUACACAAUAAGGAGUCGGAGCAUUUGGAUUGGCCCAUGCGAAUGAGAAUAGUGAUGGGGGCUGCUUACGGCUUACAGUACAUGCAUCAUGAGCUUGUGCCUCCCACCAGCCAUCUCAACUUCGAUGCCAACUCUGUUUAUCUCACUGAAGAUUACGCAGCCAAGGUCGCGGACUUCGGCAUAUCGAAGCUCUCUGUCGGGACCAACAAUCUUGGCAGGCGGAAGUCUUUCAGUAAAUUCAUAAACGCUAUCGGAUAUGAUGACUGUGAGGGCAAUGAUAGGCAUGCCCCUGACUUCGAGAGCAACAUCUUAAGUUUCGGUGUGUUUUUACUGGAGACGCUUACUGGGAGAACCCCGUAUAGUGAUACACAAGGAUCGCUUAUCGACUGGGCGAAGGAGUAUCUGAGCGACGCCAAGAUGAUGUGGUACAUGGUGGAUCCCUCGUUGAAAUCUUACAACAACGACGAACUGGUGGCCAUUUGUGAGGUCGUGCGCCUGUGCAUUCAACCAAGGGCCAGCAAACGCCCUUCGAUGAGAGAAGUAACAUGGAUGCUGUCUAAUGCUCUGCACAUGUCCCCAGAGGCAGCAUCUUCCAAAUGUUCACCUCUUCUCUGGGCUGAGUUAGAGCUCCUUUCACCUGUCGAUAAUAGCAGCGAGGAGCCUGAGGCAGCUCUGACUACCACAUGACCUCUGCGACGGAGCCUGUUCUUCAAGUUUGAAAGUAGAAUUUCUUGUUUUGACAACAUGAUGCACCGCAUGGACGGGUCCUCCAACACCCUGUGGGAAAACACCAGUUCUAUAAUUGGCUGGAGUUCAUGCUAAUUCCGAUCUCCGAGUAAGAGGACACGUGCAUGAGUGCGAGAAGACAGUAUUUCCUUAAGGACCUGGAGGGCAGCCGGGGGAUAUGUCUGGUUAUGAUAUCUUGUGUGUACACAGGGUUGGGUGGAGAAUUGGCACUGCCUCGACUCCUCGACUGCCCUAAGCAGAGAACGUGCUCAUGAUGAUAGUCAUCAAAACAGAUCAAGCCAACUCUUUUCCUUUUUUAUGAACACCUUUAUCUCCACACACGUUACUUGAGUGAAUGGUUGGUAUUUGUUUAUCUCAUCCUUUUUGUAUACUUGCACAUGAGAGCGAGCAAAUAUGCAAACUACCGUGCUGUGUGACCGUAGCCGGAUCUCUGAGAAACAGCUGUGCAUCACCCUGUCAGUGAGCCGGAGGGAGUAAACAGUUGGCUCAUAUAGAAGCUUUUUCAGAUGAGAAGUUAGGUGGUUUUUGUAACACAUGAUGAAGAAGAUGAAGAGAAAGAAGCGUGGGCGGGAGAGUGGGUCAUAGACAUCCCUGUGGUGGUUUUGUAUCUUAAUUACAGGUGGACAAUCUACAAUGUUCCAAUAUUGACAGUCUGCUAUUAAGAGGCAAUUCCCUUGCUCUCUCGAUGGACAGAAGAAUUACGGACCUUGGUAUUGAUGAGCAUACCUGUGGAUGGUUACUAGUGUUAAAUUCUUUUCUGUACUAUGUAGUUUUAGAUGUUUCCAUUUGGUGUAAUAUUUAUGUACCCAUCAAGGGUAUACCUCAUAUCAGGGUACAGGACUUGUGCCUUCUUGCAUUUGCCGGUACUACUGCCUCUACACUAGGCCCUGAAUAUCCUUCAUGUCUCCGAGGAUCAGCACAUAUCACAUGUAUGAUCGAUUUAUAUCACAAAUGGUUGAACAAUUUAUAG